Messenger RNA from Thalassophryne amazonica, 3719 nucleotides. RefSeq lists its product as uncharacterized. Gene Ontology annotation, biological process: positive regulation of BMP signaling pathway. The transcript is spliced from 22 exons. Lineage: Eukaryota; Metazoa; Chordata; Actinopteri; Batrachoidiformes; Batrachoididae. The record is from RefSeq and is a predicted model, not a curated record. Bases 147 to 3149 code for a protein of 1000 amino acids.
GCGUAAUCGCAGGUGGUUCUAAUCUCAUCUGUCGGCGAAGAGGAGGUACGGACUUCGGCUUUUGUUUUUCCAAACUGUAAUCUGUGUCAGGUUGGCGUUUCGAUCGUGUCACCCGCAUGCGGAUGGUGUUUGUUCGAUGAUCCAGAAUGCUGCCCUCGGUUUGGUUCGUGGCCAGCUGCGCUCUCAUCCUGUGGACGCUCCGGUUGAUUGACGGCACCAGAGGACAGCGGCCGUGUGAUGAGACGGACUACUACUACGAGUACACAGAAUGUGACAGCACGGGAGCUCGGUGGCGAGUGGCUAUUCCACAGAGACCUGGAGCAUGCGUAGGACUGCCGGAGCCAGUGCGCGGCACAGAGUGCACCUUUUCCUGCGAGGCCGGGGAGUUCCUGGAGAUGUCGGCUCAGGAAUGUACCAAGUGUGCAGCAGGGAGCUACUCCCUCGGAAGUGGCGUUCGCUUUGACCAGUGGGAUUCCAUGCCUGUAGGAUUCAGCAGCCUGGCAACCUCCCUGGACAACAGUCCCCAUGGUGACAGUUGGAUCACUUGCAACAGUUCUGCCUGGGUGCCUCAAGGAAACUACCUGGAGUCCAACAGGGAUGAAUGCACAGUGUCUCUGAUCUACACGGUCCAUCUGAAGAAACAGGGCUCUGCCAGCUUUGAGUACCAGUAUCCUGACAGUAACCUGCUGUUUGAAUUCUUUAUUCAAAAUGACCAGUGUCAGGAGAUGGAUCAGUCUGCUGAUACAAAGUGGCUCAAGCUCACUAAUCAUGGAGAAUGGGCAAAUUAUACGGUGAAACUGAAAUCUGGCACCAAUAUCUUGUACUGGAGGACCGGUGGGGUUCUGAUGGGGUCCAAAGUGGUGAAGCCUGUUCUACUGAAGAAUAUCCUAAUUCAAGGAGUUGCCUACACGUCUGAGUGUUUCCCGUGUAAGCCAGGCACUUUCAGUCGAGCUCCAGGCUCAUCCACAUGUCAGCAAUGUCCUCGGGACACCUAUUCUGGUCAUGGUGCCAGCUCAUGCACCCCCUGUAACAAGUCCACACAUUAUGCAUCCGAGGGAUCAGCUGUGUGUAAGAACAGACCUCCGUGUUCUAUGAAGGACUAUUUCCAGCUCCAUACGCCAUGUGACCAUGAAGGAAAGACGCAGGUUGUUUAUAAGUGGAUCGAGCCAAAGGUCUGUCUGGAAGGCGUCCCUAGAGCUGAGGUGUUACCUUCAAGUGGGAAACGAGACCGCUGCCCGCCUUGUAACCCUGGUUUCUAUAACAAUGACACAGCCACCUGUUCACCCUGCCCACCUGGGACCUAUUCUGAUGGGCUGAAAGCAUGUCAGCGAUGUCCGGCGGGCACCGAGCCCACGCUGGGUUAUGAAUAUAAAUGGUGGAAUGUUCUUCCUGCUAACAUGAAGACAUCCUGUUUCAACGUAGGAAACGCUAAAUGUGACAAUAUGAAUGGCUGGGAAGUCGCGAGAGAUCACAUCCGGAGUGGGGCAGGAACCUCGGACAACGACUACCUCAUCCUCAGCAUCCAUAUUCCUGGCUUCAAACUCCCGACGUCCAUGUCACACCACACGGGGACAGAAUUUGGCCGUAUUCAAUUUGAGUUUGAAACUUCGUGCACUGCGACCUGUGAACUCUUCUUCAUGAUGGAUAUAAACAGGAAGGCUACCACAGUGGUGGAGUGGUGGAAUGGUACCAAGACGCGACAGACUUACUCCCACAUCGUGACGACCAAUGCCUCCGUUUCAUACACAUGGGCCUUCCAGAGGACAAACCAACCUUCAGAUGUGCGACACUAUGUACACGACACGGCGCGCAUUUUCUCUAUCUCUGUGAGUAACGCUGUGGAUGGUGUGUCCUCUGGGUGCCAAGCUUGUGCACAGAGUUCCCGGUCCUCCAACUCUGCGUGCGUACCGUGUCCUCCCGGACACUACAUAGACACACAGACCAACCAGUGCACUGAGUGUCCGGAGGACACCUACCUCCUCUCUCAUGCCCCGCAAGGAUCAGAUGCCUGCAGGCCUUGUGGACCGGGCAGCAAGAGCGACAAGGAUCACAGUUUGUGCUUCAGCGACUGCCACUUCAAGCAUACAGAGGGCAAUGUCACUCUGACCUUUGACUUCAGCCGAAUUGGAUCUGUGGGGUCUUUGAUGAAUGGGCCAAGCUUUACCUCCAAAGGAACAAAGUACUUCCACCAGUUCAACAUCAGCCUGUGUGGAGGACAGGCUCACUUGGCAGUCUGCACAGACAAUGUAACAGAUCUACCCCUCACCGACUCCCAAAGGGAGAAGGACGAAGGAGCCGGCGCAGUCAAUACCUUCAUCUGUCAGUCAACAAUAAUUCCAGCGAAUGGGAGGGGCUUCCGCACAGCACUGUCGUCACAGUCUAUCAGCUUGGCCGACAGAUUUCUUGGCGCAACAGUAAAGAUGACCAUGGAAGGAAUAAGAGCCACACCGGAGUUCUUUCCCCAGACCUCAAAGAAAGUCCCUGAUGUCAACUUUUAUUAUCGUUCUUUGGGGGUAACCUCGUCUUGUCAGUUGGGUCGGAGUGUAGUUGUGACACUUCGUUGUAACCCACAGAAAAGCGCUAAAGGAGAGCUCUCAGUUCCCAGUCAGUGUCCUGCCGGAACAUGCGAUGGCUGCACCUUUCAUUUCUUGUGGGAAAGUUCUGCAGCUUGUCCCACGUGCACAGACGUAGACUAUCACCGGAUAGAUGGUGCCUGCAAGGGAGGGCUUCAGGACGUGCUCUAUUUGUGGAAUGAGCCAAAGCUGUGUACGGGAGGCCUGUCCUUGCCUAAGACUAAGAUGUUGCCCUGUGAGAGCAUGGACUUCUGGGUACGGCUUGGUGCAGGGCUGGGAGCCUUCUGUGCAGUGCUGCUCAUUGCCCUCACAUGUAGCUUUUGGAAGAAGAACAAGAGGUUGGAGUAUAAGUACUCUCGGCUGGUGAUGUCUGCCAACAAGGAGUGCGAGAUGCCCGGAGCUGACAGUUGUGCUGUGAUGGAAGGAGAGAACGAGGGAGAAAUGGAGGACGAGGUUGUGUACACAAAGCCUUCUUUAAUGGGAAAAAUCAAAGCCAUAGCAUCCAAGCGUAACGGAGACAGCUAUGAAAACAUGCAGUUAAACUCAGCUCACUCGAAAGCGUUGGUGUGGAGCUAAAGUGACGGCGAGGGGAAAAGGUCACGCCCUAAAGAGACUUCCCACCAAGACACCCCUUUAACACAUGAUGUUUACGAGCUUUGCAAGCCUGGAAGAUUCAAAGUGCGUGUGUGCGUGUUGACACGUGCACACACGUCAUGCAGCCGCAGCCAGGUUGACAAGAGAACAGGAACACGGCGGCCUUACAGCUCGGUACAACACAGCCGUCCAAAUCAAAGUGGAGGACUGUCAACAAGCAUGUACAAUGCCAAAUGAUGUCAUAAAGGCUGUUAGAGAAGCUCAGGUAAAGAGGACCUAUUUAAGAUGUUUAGUUUUUUCCCAUAGACUUUGUUUUAAAAAUUCUAUUUUCUUUUGCACAGUCAUUUCAUUUUUAGUUCAAUGUUAUUAUGCUGUGAUGAGCACAGACUCAUAAACUGGCUGUAUGAAUCUGAUGUUUCCUUGUCCAUGUGUUGUGGUUUCCUUUUUUAAAUUUUGUUUUGAAUGUUAUAAUGAGAAGGGUUUUGUUAUUUAACUGAAAGUGAAGAUGUCAUAAGACUGAUGUACUGUACAUCAAAUAAAUCACAAUGUGUU